AUGGCAAAGUUACCCUGCAGCUACGAUGCGGAGAAGCGGAUCUGGAAGGGCAUCCAGCUGAGGUGCGACUACAAGCCCGACACCUCUUUGGGAAAGAUCAUCUUCAAGAACAUGAGAAAUUGGCCAAAGAAUGUCUGCCAGAUCUCGGACACUGAGGAGGUGGAAGUUACCUUCCAGGAGGCUCUCACCUGGGCCAUCCGCAUUGCCCAGCAGCUGAAGAAACGUGGCUUGACCCACACCGAUGUCAUCGGCAUCAGCGCCAAGAACACCACCUAUGUGAUGCCCACUGCUGUGGGAUGUCUGUUCAAUUCCACACCCUUCCAGUCAGCAAAUCCAGUGCUUGAAGAAUCAACCAUCAAGCAUCUUUAUAAUAUCUCAAAGCCCAAGCUGGUCUUCUGUGAUGCUUGCAACUAUGAUAAACUAUAUUCCGCUACCUCGGAUUUCAAGCCAGAAAUCAUAACGCUCACCGGUUCCGUUGAGGGAGUGCUCACUAUUCAAGAUCUGCUGGAGCCCACCAAAACUGAAUUCUUUUACCAGCCGGAACCGCUGAGGGAUGGACCAAAUCAGACCCUGGCUAUCCUCUGCUCUUCAGGAACUACGGGAAUGCCCAAGGCUGUGUGUGUCUCCAACGAGAUUCUCAUCCAAGAGACGUCUUUUGUGAAUGGCUACGAUACCAUCUUCAUUUCGGCCAGUCUGGACUGGAUCACGGGUCUGUGGGCCUCUAUUUUCAGCACCGUGAAUGGCUGCACCCGCAUCAUCAGCAGCAAGCCCUUCAGUCCCGAUUACUUUGUGUAUCUGGUGGAGAAGUACAAGAUCACCUAUGCCCUCAUCCCGCCGGAGCACUUCUGCUCCCUGGCCGACUGCCCCGAGGCUACGCCCGAGGCUCUGGCCAGUUUGACCAAGUUUAACUUUGGUGGCGGACGCAUGACUCAGGCCACGCUCCAGCGCAUCCAGUCGUUGGCCAAGAACGCCAUCUUCAACUCCGCCUACGGCAUGACGGAGGUGGGCUUCAUGGUCUUCAAUCACGGCCAUGCCAAGCUGACAGCCGCAGGCAAUCCUUUGCCCAACAUUCAGCUCCGCAUUGUCGACGAUGAUGGCAACAAUCUGGGGUACAACCAGACGGGCGAGAUCUACGCCCACAAUGGGUACUCGUGGAACGGCUACUACGGCGAUCCGGAGGCCACUCGUGUAAUGCAGGACGAAGAUGGCUGGUUCCACACCGGGGACAUGGGCUACUUUGACGAGGACGACUUCUUGUACAUCACCGACCGCAAGAAGGAGGUACUCAAGUGGAAGGGACUCCAGUUCUGGCCCACCGAGGUGGAGAAUGUCAUCCUCGAGCUGCCGGAGGUUAAGCGCGUCUGUGUCGUGGGCAUAUAUGAUGAGACCCAGGGCGAUGCUGGCGGGGCCCUGAUCGUCAGGGAGACUGGCGCUAAUAUUACCGCUCAGCAAAUCAAGGAUCAUGUGGCCAAACGUCUGCCGGACACUCAGAAGCAGCUCCGCGCCGGGGUACAGUUCGCUGACGAGAUCCCACAGAACCAUAACGGCAAGGCUGUGCGCCGCUACGCCCGCGAUCUGUUCCUGGCCCUCUCCAAAAAGUGAACACUGCCGAUGAAUACUGUGGAAUAAUUUAUACUACUAUCCAAUAUAUAUUUGUUAAG
This is a messenger RNA of Drosophila persimilis, 1661 nucleotides long. RefSeq names its product 4-coumarate--CoA ligase 1. The record is from RefSeq and is a predicted model, not a curated record. The coding region runs from base 1 to 1602 and encodes 533 amino acids. NCBI's taxonomy places the organism in Eukaryota, Metazoa, Arthropoda, Insecta, Diptera, Drosophilidae. Gene Ontology annotation, biological process: long-chain fatty acid metabolic process; fatty-acyl-CoA biosynthetic process. Gene Ontology annotation, molecular function: long-chain fatty acid-CoA ligase activity. The transcript has 5 exons.